CUUUUGUUCCAUAACAUAAUAUGUAGCCACAUGAAACCAUCUGCUGGCACAACUCGAUACCAGAAACGCAAUUGCGACCUGGCUGGUUCAUCUUAACGAAGCCGUUUCCUUGCUGUGCAAUCUCGCCUCUAUGUCUGUCAUACGGGGAGCCUGGAGUCGACAGCCAACAUCAUAUUAUACUCGCCAAAUCAGCUCAUCUCGUUUCUUUACCACAAAUCACAGUUGGCUCCAGUCUGUGGGCACAAAACCAGCAUUUAAUCCAUCUUCUCAGCAACUGAAGAUCGCAAAACUCUGUGCUGAUCAGAAUGUCGUGGUAUCAGCAAGAACUGGAUCGGGCAAAACUGCCACCAUAGAAGCUAUAGCGGCUGCCCACCCUGACAAAAGGAUUGGCAGCAUCCUCUUCUCAAAGAGACUUCAGAGUGAAACAUCUCGUCGUCUCAACAAGUAUCGCAAUAGCGACGUAUACACUUUUCAUGGCAUGGCGGGUGUCCUCCUUGGAAGAGUCGUUCCGAGCGACGAAGCACUCAUCAAGCUCUUGGAGAACAUUGAUAAGUGCGGCAAACUUCCACGAUGGUCCUCGACACCUUUCGACAUUAUUGUACUGGACGAGUUUCAGGACUGUAAUCCGGAAACCUUCUGGCUAGUCGAGUGCUUUGUCCGAGCCAAUGACCUCAGGAAAGGAGGCCAACCUGCGCGCAUAGUCGUCCUCGGCGACGAGCGCCAAUCGAUAUACCGCUUUCGCGGUGCUGACCCUCGCUAUCUGACUCUGGCUCCUGAGGUUCAGUUAGGCAACAGUUUCAGGCUGUCCUCAUCGACUGUCCAGUUCAUUAACCGUGUCUUCCUCGGCGGAGAGCAGUAUAUCUCCAGCUCGAAGCGUGGUCCAAAGCCCAUUGUCCUGAGAUGCAACCUUUGGGACAGUUUGGCAUUGGCUAGAGCGAUUUUCCCUCUGGUAAAACGUUACAAGCCUGAGAACUGCGUGAUAAUAGCACCCUCCACCCGUACGAGAGGACCGUUGCCAGAACUUACAAAUGCAUUGGCUCAGGUCUAUAAUUUGCCGAUAGCUGUGCCGACUGACGACGAAACAGCUCUCAACGACCAGGUGAUCAACGGAAAAUUGUGCAUCUCUACGAUACAUCAGUUCAAGGGUCGAGAGCGUAAACUUGUCAUUCUUCUUGGCAUCGAUGCCUCCUAUUUCGAGUUCUUCGGCCGCGAUUUGCCAGAUGACAGCUGUCCCAACGAAGCUUUUGUGGCUCUAACGCGCUCUCUGGAACAACUCGUAUUGGUCCACAACGACAAGAGUAAGAUGAUGCCUUGUGUAUCCCUCGAUUCUCUGUACGACACCGCCAAGAUAGUCAAUUUGACAAAGAGACGAACAAAUAUUCCGCCACCCGAUUUACCUGGGCGCCCUCUGGAGUUGGGACUUAUGCUUCCAAGAUCUUGUGGAGCCCGUGAAAUAACGCGGUAUGUCCAGGGCGAUGCUCUUGAUAAAGCUGUCGAGCGCCAUCUUCAUGUAGACAGACUAGCGCCUUCUCUCCCUCGCCAUGAGCACAUCAAUAUACGGAAUGUGGUGCCCUCGAAUCUAGAAAAGGGGUUCUAUGAGUCUGUUAGCGACAUCAAUGGCCUUGUUAUUGCCGCAGCUCUGGAACUAGAAACAGCUGGAACAUUGAGGUCACUGGGACUACUAAGCAAAGAAGAGCUUGAUAAAACCUUACCAAAAUGCCCUGAGAAGCUUGUCCCUUGGCUUUGCCGGAAAGCUUGCGAAUAUGAGGGCAGUCUCUCUGGCUAUCUACCGCGCGUAAUUCAGAUGAAAGACCACAAGUAUGACUGGAUUAAGCCUGAAGAUCUCAGCCUUGCUCGGCGUCGACUUGAUAGUGAGCUGGCGGAUUCUGCCCAAAAGCUGGAUUUUGAAGUUGAGAUGCAGCAGCAAUUCUAUAUCGAUGACCAAGAAACUCAACUCUGUAGUCGAGCAGAUAUUGUGCACAAUUCUGCAACCGAGAGUAAUGAUGACAUGGAUAAUCGAACGAUAUGGGAGAUCAAGUUCGUCUCAAGCCUUUCCAACGAACACAUCAUACAGGCUUGCGUUUAUGCCUGUUUGCCAGGCUCAGAUUCUGGAAAGAUACCACGCAUCAUGCUAUACAAUGUGCGAGAUGGGGACAAACGCCAGAUCACACCACGUAAUGGAAGAGAGGGGUUGAGACAACUGAUCACAAGUGUCCUUAGACUUAGAUAUACGUCUAAAGGAGAGAUGACAUACGAAGAAUUUAUCAAACGGUGUGGCCAGACAACGCGGAAAGUGAUAAAUCUCAAUGAUGGGUCAUAG
Messenger RNA from Fusarium redolens, 2320 nucleotides. Its product is annotated as P-loop containing nucleoside triphosphate hydrolase protein. Bases 131 to 2320 code for a protein of 729 amino acids. Gene Ontology annotation, biological process: recombinational repair. The record is from RefSeq and is a predicted model, not a curated record. Gene Ontology annotation, molecular function: ATP binding; 3'-5' DNA helicase activity; DNA binding. Gene Ontology annotation, cellular component: nucleus. The transcript is spliced from 4 exons. Lineage: Eukaryota; Fungi; Ascomycota; Sordariomycetes; Hypocreales; Nectriaceae.